This is a messenger RNA of Cheilinus undulatus (humphead wrasse), 1275 nucleotides long. RefSeq names its product bone morphogenetic protein 7-like. Gene Ontology annotation, molecular function: growth factor activity; cytokine activity. The coding region runs from base 1 to 1275 and encodes 424 amino acids. The transcript is spliced from 7 exons. Gene Ontology annotation, cellular component: extracellular region. Lineage: Eukaryota; Metazoa; Chordata; Actinopteri; Labriformes; Labridae. The record is from RefSeq and is a predicted model, not a curated record. Gene Ontology annotation, biological process: SMAD protein signal transduction.
AUGCUCCCAGGCGCCUUUGAGAAGCUUACACUUCUGUUGGCGUGGAGUUACUGCGUUUUGGCCACGCAGGUCUCCUUCUCCAACUUCUCCGUGGACAACGACGUGCGCUCCAGCUUCAUCCAGCGGCGGCUGCGGAGCCAGGAGCGCAGAGAGAUGCAGCGGGAGAUCCUCUCCAUCCUCGGGCUGCCGCACCGUCCACGGCCCCACGUCCACAGCAAACAUAACGCUGCGCCCAUGUUCAUGCUGGACUUGUACAACACCAUCUCCACGGACGCACAGCUGCCGGGGUAUUCCUACUACAAGCCCGCUCUACCGACCCAGGUUUCCCCCAUGGUGACCCCGCAGGACAGCCGCUUCCUGGAUGACGCAGACACGGUGAUGAGCUUUGUUAACCUCGUUGAUCAGGAUCAGGAUCUUCUGUUCCAGCAGCACAGACGAGAGUUUCGCUUUGACCUUUCCCGCAUCCCAGAGGGAGAGGCUGUCACAGCCGUAGAGUUCAGGAUUUAUAAAGGAUUCAUCCAGGAACGCUACGAGAAUGACACAUUCAGAGUCAGCCUGUACCAAGUCCUGGAGGAGCCUCCAAACAGUGAAGUGGAGCUCCUGCUGCUGGACCAGCGAGAUGUGUGGGCUGUAGAGGAGGGCUGGCUCAUCUUUGACCUCACCACCACCAGUAACCUGUGGCUGUCGGACCCUGAGCACAACCUGGGCCUGCAUCUAGUGGUGGACAGCCACGGCCAAAGAAGGAACCCCCGGUUAGCUGGCUUGGUGACGGGCGGUGGACCUCAGGACAGGCAGCCAUUCAUGGUCGCCUUCUUCAGAGCAGAUGAAGUGCGCUUACGCAGCAUCCGCUCUGCUCACGGCCACAGGGGGCGCCAUUCAAACCGCUCCAAACCCCAGAGGACUGUUCAGGAUGCAAUGAAAGCAGUAGAGGCUGCAACAGAUAACCUUGGCAUCACAAAAGAAGGAUGUAAAAAGCAUGAGCUGUAUGUCAGCUUCAGGGAUUUGGGAUGGCAGGACUGGAUCAUAGCACCAGAGGGCUAUGCAGCAUACUACUGCGAGGGAGAGUGCGCCUUCCCUCUAAACUCCUACAUGAAUGCCACUAAUCACGCUAUUGUGCAGACUCUGGUGCACUUUAUCAACCCGGAGACUGUGCCUAAACCCUGCUGUGCCCCCACUCAGCUCCAUGGCAUCUCUGUUCUUUACUUUGAUGACAGCUCCAACGUCAUCCUCAAGAAGUAUCGCAACAUGGUGGUCAGAGCCUGUGGUUGUCACUAA